AUGCAUCAAAGAGUUUUCACCCUACUUUUACUGGCUGGAUUGAUAUCAAUGAGCAGUCAGCAUUUUAUGGGAAAGAACGCUGAAGGAUUUGAUUUGUUCAAGAUUGAUUUAGACUUGGACCCAAAGCAGAGAUUCCUUGGUCCUGCUCAGCACUACGAGGACACUAUCAAGAGUCUCAUAAGUAUGUACAUGCAAUAUGUGCCUUCAGUUGUUUUGGACGCCUUCUGGGCGAUGGAUUGGAUCAUUAAGUACUACCAUCCGGAGAGAUAUGGAGAAAUCUAAGGUAUGGCAGAGUUCGCAAAGAUCGAUACUCACCUUGCUGUGAUGAUGAACUACGUCUAUGAGUUCGAUAGCUAUUGCACAUCAGUUAUCGCCAAGCUGAACAACGGAACCAUAGUUCAUAUGAGGAAUCUGGACUUUUACUUCUCAAAUGACACUAGAAACAUCACAUACAUUGGAUAGUACUACAAGAACGGUCAGCAUCUUUAUGACGCUGUUAUGUUUGCUGGAAUCAUUUCACCCUUCACUGGAUACAAGGACGGCAAGUUUGCGAUAUCUCUUAACUAAAGAGAUCCAUCCUAGAACUAUUUAAGAUUGAUAUAGAAUGUAGGAAUGAUUUUCACAGGCUACAAGUAAUCUGGAUGGACUAUUAGAGAAGCACUUGAAAGCUGCGAGGAUUAUGCAUGUGCUGUACUCAAAGUCUCUACUGAUCACCAUAUUGCGCCAAGCUAUAUGAUUGUCUCUGGGCUGAAGAACAACGAGGGCACUAUAAUCACCAGGGACAGAUUCAGUGUGGCUAAUGUUAGAUAGAUUUCUGAUUAAAAUUGGUAUCUGUACUAAACCAACCAAGAUCACUACAAUGGAGAUUGCCCAAUUAGAUGCCAGCAUGCAAAAGCUGCUUUUGAAAAAGUUGGAAGAAAUGCCACUAUUGAUGCUAUUUAUCAAAAUGUCCUUUAGGAGUGGCCCAAUUUGAAUUACAUGUCUAUUCAUUCAGCAUAGAUGUCUGCUGCUCUUGGAUUAUUCUAAGUUGAAAAGAUCUACGCUUAUGACCAGACUGACCCUGGCGAUCUCUGA
This is a messenger RNA of Stylonychia lemnae, 1074 nucleotides long. Lineage: Eukaryota; Ciliophora; Spirotrichea; Sporadotrichida; Oxytrichidae. The record is from the annotation of a GenBank genome assembly.